UCCAAACAAAGCAAAUAUGUUAUGGAACAUGUAUUAUAAAAAGUUGAGGUUAUGCUGAACAAAUAAUGUUUAUAUAUUUUUAAUUAACGAAAAUAUGGGAAUUACGUUGCUACUUGUAGCUACUGCUUUGAGUUUUAUUAACGUACAUUCUAAUUUAAUCAGUAAACAGUUAUUAAAAUGGCUUAAUAGACCAUCGUUAAAAGAAAAACAACUACUUUCUAAAAAGAAUGAUUUGAAAACACAACAAAGUACGAUAAGUAUUACCGAAAAUUUUGUUAUAUACUCGAAAAUUCAAAGGCAGAUAAAUAAAAUAGAUGACGAACUAGGCGAAUGUAGAGUUGGAAAAAAUAGCCUUACAAUUCAUUUCGGAUUAACUUUCGGAAUAAAAUUUUUAUUUUCAGUAAUAUUGCUCAUGUUAUCUGUUUAUUUCAGAUCGACUCCAAUAAUAAUAUUGGAUAAAAAUAUUGAUUUAAUGCCAUUUAACUAUUUAAUUUCGUAUCCUAACAGUGGAAAUGCAGUGUCUUUUCACUUUUGGGUUAUGUGCAGUUCAGCUGUUGCAAACUUAAUUGAAUUAUAGCAAAUUAUUAAUAGUAAAUAUUUCGAAUGAUAUUUGAUCUUCAAAUUAAUAUUUUUGUAAAUUGAUGUGUGUUAGUAAUUUUAAAGACAUUAAAUAUUUUAAUGAUGUAUUGGUAGAAGUUUUGAUGCUUGUUAAGGUGAUUUUACGCGGACUUUUUGGAAAUAGAAUAUUUUCCUGAUUGUUUUUUCAUUUAUACUGGCUUUUCGUCAUAACUUAAUCCCCAUUAAUUCUAUAACUGAAAAAUUUUCUGUUUAAUACAAACAUUUUACGAAAUUAACUAAUUUAUUUCGUAAAAUGAAAUAUAUACAGGGUGGACUUAAUGAGACUUCGUUCUUUCAAAGGAAAUACAAGAUAUAUUAAUAUAUGCCUUAUAUUUUAUUUGUGUCCAGAAAUUUUAUUGGAAAUUAUUAUAAACACGUUUUUAUAUAUAGGUAUACAACGACGCGAGAAUCUACAAGUCAUAGUCAAAAAAAAUGAUUAAUCUCGAGUUUGAGUACCUAUGUCAUCUUUGACACAUGACAGAUAACAUUUUACAAAAUGAUAGCUUUGUUCGUUGGUCAAAUUCGGAAAUUAAAUUUACAAACUCGACAUACUUAAAUUCAUCUACAAUUGCUACGGCAUUAUAGAAGGUUAUCGGACUGAUAUUGUAUACAGCUGGAGACUUUUUCAACUUUCCUCCCAUCUAAAAUACUGCUCCUUACCUCUAUCCUCCAUAUUUUUGUAUCUCGUUCUGAUAUUAGAACACGAAUUUCAUCAAAUGUGCAGUCUAGUCUUACUAUUUCUAUGGUCUAAGUCUAAGUGUUGACACGUCAUCAGUCAUAUAUUAUUGACAGUAAAUAUAAACGUUAUGGCUAAUAUACCUAAAGCCGGUAUUUUUGACAAAUUAUAAAAUUAUUUUGUUAUGAAUUUUAUGAAAAUAUAAUAGAUUGAAAUCUCAUAAAAAUGUUUAUUGGUACAAUAUCUAUAUUGACUAAAUAUUGUUGUUACUCAUUUAACAGUAUUUUAAGAAUAUUUUUUGUUUUAUUACCACAAAAUCCACUUGUUUACAAAGUUUCAACCCUAUCAUUUACGUAUUUUGAAUUAAGACAUAAUUUUCUUCAAAAUUCUUUAUAAAAAUAACUCGGUUAAGUUUUGACUUCUUUCUGCAUACAUAUUAAUGUAUUUAGGUAAGUCAUCUAUGUUCAAUUGUAGUUUUUUUUAGUGGAGUAUAUCGUUUUUGUACUAAUUUUAAGGGCAUUAGCUACUCGAAAUAUGACAUAACCUAAAUAAAAAUAUUCAAUAACAUAUUAACUUCAUCUAUAUCACCUUUUGAACAGAUGAAAUAGAUUAAAAAGGUGUUCAUGCACAUUCAAAACUUUUCUGAGAAAAAAAUUUGUUUAAUGUAAUUCCAAAACGUUUAUAAUUUACACAAGGUUUUACGUAUUAUUAUAAUUUGUAAAAUAUGUAUUCUAAUGUUCCCGUGUCACAUCAUUUUAGACAUAAUUGAAAGGUCACAUGAUUAGAAGGUAUUCAUGUAUUGAAUCUCUACUUACCGAUAUGAAAUAAAAAGGUUAAUAAAGCUCUUGAAAGAACUGAUUUCAACAAUAAAUUGUACUUUAAUACAAAAAAUUCAUUAAAUAAUGCGUAAUAAUUUAUAAAAAAUUACAUAACCACAAAAUAUCCCAAAUCAACCUGAACGUUUAUCUGCCUGUCGAUUGUAACGUUAUCUCUUUUUAAUACCUUUACGUUAAUCACAAAGAAAUUGUUACAUAUGUCUGUGAUUGUUUCGGUAAAAAUGACAAAUGGUUGUAUUGAGUUACGCCCUUUUACUUUUAUUAGAAAGAGAUAGUACCAACACAGUAAUUCUUGGAUAAUAUCGUCACUUGUCAGUAUUAAGACUAUAUAAAGGAUGUCCCAUAAAAGACUGGGAGGAACUUAAAAAAAUUGUCGGUAUUUUAGAUUUUUGUGAAUAUUAAAUUUUUUGGUUAUUAAUUUUGGGGUAAUAAAAAAGCAUUUUUAAAAGUAA
This is a messenger RNA of Diorhabda sublineata, 2582 nucleotides long. RefSeq names its product guided entry of tail-anchored proteins factor 1-like. Gene Ontology annotation, biological process: tail-anchored membrane protein insertion into ER membrane. NCBI's taxonomy places the organism in Eukaryota, Metazoa, Arthropoda, Insecta, Coleoptera, Chrysomelidae. The transcript is spliced from 2 exons. The record is from RefSeq and is a predicted model, not a curated record. The coding region runs from base 95 to 577 and encodes 160 amino acids.